This is a messenger RNA of Blastomyces dermatitidis ER-3, 3192 nucleotides long. RefSeq names its product O-acetylhomoserine (thiol)-lyase. The transcript has 6 exons. Gene Ontology annotation, molecular function: pyridoxal phosphate binding; transferase activity, transferring alkyl or aryl (other than methyl) groups. Gene Ontology annotation, biological process: transsulfuration. Bases 453 to 1388 code for a protein of 311 amino acids. NCBI's taxonomy places the organism in Eukaryota, Fungi, Ascomycota, Eurotiomycetes, Onygenales, Ajellomycetaceae. The record is from RefSeq and is a predicted model, not a curated record.
GAGAAUCUCAGAUAUAUUACAUGAGGUGUAGUUUGUUGACAAUUUCAUACUAAUUAAUUGCUACCUAUGAAUAGCAGACUUUACUUUUAAAAGCAUCAUCCGUUAAUUGCCCACAAAAAUCGUGAAUAAACUGGUAUCUGCCCAGCCCGAGAUCGCACAAUCUCCACCGAUCACGCCAUUUUACGCCGGUUUGAUUCCGUCCAUUCUUUUUUCUUCCCUUCACUCGCUUCCCCCGCGAUUGAGGAGAUAGUUAUAUUUAGUCUGCUAGUUAUAUAUUGGAGGGGCGGAAUCGUCUUUCUUUCUCUCUCAUUCUUUCUCCCCCGCUCUCGUGUCUGUAUACCAUACCUAUCACAACUUUGAUAUACCACGAUAUACCACGAUAUAUCACGAUAUAUAACUCGCAUUCGUUCCUUGUACUUGAUAUACCUCUCUGUCAUUGUCUUAUUCCCAAGAUGGCCGGCGACGAAAUCACUCAGCGCUUUGAGACGCUGCAAUUGCAUGCUGGCUAUACUCCAGAUUCAGCCACCAACUCGCGCGCUGUUCCCAUCUAUGCUACUACCUCCUUCACCUUCAAUGAUUCCGCGCAUGGCGCUCGACUCUUCGGCCUCAAGGAAUUGGGCAAUAUCUACAGCCGCCUUGGCAAUCCCACCGUUGAGGUCUUCGAGAAGCGUAUAGCUGCACUGGAAGGUGGCGUGGCUGCCGUGGCCGCUUCGUCGGGCCAAUCCGCCCAGUUCAUGGCCAUCGCUGCGCUCGCAGGCACCGGUGAUAACAUCGUCUCCACCACCAAUCUCUACGGCGGCACCUACAACCAGUUCAAAGUCCUCCUGCCCCGUCUAGGUAUCACCACCAGGUUCGUCACGGGCGAUGAUCCCGAGGACCUGGCGUCCAAGAUCGACGAUAAGACCAAAGCGGUCUACGUCGAGACGAUUGGCAACCCGAGAUAUAACGUGCCCGACUUUGAGAAGAUUGCGAAGGUUGCGCAUGAGAAGGGGGUGCCGUUGGUGGUGGACAACACCUUCGGUGCAGGCGGAUACUUCGCACGCCCCAUCGAGCACGGGGCGGACAUCGUCGUGCACAGCGCCACGAAAUGGAUCGGCGGCCACGGUACCACCAUCGCCGGCGUCGUCGUCGACAGCGGCAAGUUCGACUGGGGCAAACACUCCAAGCGCUUCCCGCAGUUCACCGAGCCGUCCCCAGGCUACCACGGCCUGAAAAUGUGGGAAACGUUCGGUACGGCUACAUUUGCUACCUUUGUCCGUCUCGAUGUCCUGCGUGACCUCGGCAGCGCGCUGAAUCCGUUUCGGCGCAGCAGCUGCUACUGGGUAUUGAGACGUUGUCGCUUCGCUGCGAGAGACAUGCGAGCAAUGCGAUGCGUGCCAGAUGGCUAGAGAAGAAUGAGAAUGUCUCCUGGUGUCGUAUCCGGGCCUGGAGAGCCAUCCUACCCAUGAGACGCGAAAGAAAUACCUAAAACGCGGGUUCGGUGGAGUGUUGUCGUUUGGGUAUCAAGGGAGGUGCGGAGGCUGGCAGCCAGGUGUCGAUGGGUUCAAGCUUAUUUCAAACCUUGCCAAUGUCGGUGACUGCAAGUCCCUAGCCAUCCACCCCUGGUCAACGACACAUGAGCAGCUCAGCAAUGAGGAGCGAAUUGCAUCCGGCGUGACGGAGGACGGCAUCCGUUUCUCUGUUGGCAUUGAGCAUAUCGAUGAUAUCAUCGCGGAUUUCGAGCAGUCAUUUAAGGCUAGCAGCUCCCUGAAUCACAAGACUACUUAAGAUAAGUAUACAUAUAUAUAUACUUCAUAGCUCUAACGGGAUCAAGAGGUGAUGGCGAUGCACCUACUUAACCAGCAGAAUAUUGUUUAUCCACGCUUGAAAAAUGAAACGGGGUGGAAUAGAAAUGGGGGAAAUGUUGAACUGGGGAAAAUAUAAGGGGUUCCGGUGCUGGGGUUUCAGGACCUCGCUGUAUAGUCAGUUAUCGCUCGCUACUACAUACAUACCUUCGAGAGGGUUUAACUAGGAGGUUAGACGGGAGGGUAAAAUUUUGUAACUACAACGAUGUUAUGAAACGAAAUGAAAUGAAUAUUUUUUUUCAUCCCCUCCGCGCCCCCCCCCCCCCUUCCCUUCUUUUUUUCCCAGUGGAGGCACAUGGCUACGCUACCUGGGUAUAUAUAUAUUAUGUAGAUGUAAUCGCGUACUCCAGUUAAUUCGUUAAUUCUUGAAUUUGUAAUCCUGAUAUCCCCAGAGCGGGAACAUUGGGUCCUCUAGUUGCCUUUCUAUUUAUAACCUGCCAGGGAAAUUGACACGCCCUACCAGUCAGUCAUAUUGGAGUCUGGCGGGUAACCUUAAUGAGGCCUCCCCCUACGGUCCGGCUCCACGGAAUGUUCUCGUUAAUAUUUAUCUUCAUUCUACAGCUUAAACAAACAAACUGUGGCGCGGGGUGGAGGCAAAACAUGUUGUAUAUAAAAAUAGGUGACCUUCUCCUCAACCUUGAGCCCUUUGAUAUAGCCGAGCUACCCUCGUGUGAAGUUCUACACCCAAUUCGCAACUUUGCGAGCGACACUUCUUCACCCUUCAUGGUUCACAAUCUGCGACUGCAUGGUGCUGAUGCCAUGUCCUGGCUCCACGAAGCACAGUCCGAAGUCCUCGACAUCAUAGGCUACGCUUGAGCCCAACGACACAAAAGAAUGAAGGUAUCCUGAACACAACCGACACCUGCGAGGAAAGAAAGGGAAAAAAAAAAAUAAUAAUUAUCGAAAGCAAUCAGCAAUCUACCCGGCGCAAGACAAUGUGUCUAGUCUAUAUCAGCCAUUGAAAGCAGCAUCACACCACUUUCCGCGCAUGCCAUGGCAGUUAGCAGCAGAUCUCCAGCCCGUAAUGAGGCUUCUCUAAAGAAGUAGUAUACGUACCACGCAUAUCAUGAUAUUGCUGAAUGCUAGAUUCAACGCCUCCAACAGACACAAUGAUCGCAGACCUUGGCUUUCAUGAGUAAAUCAUGCAUGUACCAUGCAAUGCCCGUUUGCGCUGAGUCUUGCGCCCAAGAGCGCGGGAGAGUUAGUUAUAGUGACAAGUUGUGAUGGGGAUUGCAAGGGUUGGGUGAUAUCGCCGUAUGUAUGUAUGUAUGUAUGUAUGUAUAUAUAUUGAUAUUGUAUUUGUGUAAAGCGGUUUUGAUGGAGAGAGGUUGUGGUUAAUCUGUCUGCA